Messenger RNA from Cheilinus undulatus (humphead wrasse), 926 nucleotides. RefSeq names its product CWC15 spliceosome associated protein homolog (gene cwc15). The record is from RefSeq and is a predicted model, not a curated record. The transcript is spliced from 7 exons. Gene Ontology annotation, biological process: mRNA cis splicing, via spliceosome. Gene Ontology annotation, molecular function: RNA binding. Lineage: Eukaryota; Metazoa; Chordata; Actinopteri; Labriformes; Labridae. Gene Ontology annotation, cellular component: catalytic step 2 spliceosome. The coding region runs from base 78 to 794 and encodes 238 amino acids.
UCCGCAACUGCAGGAAGUGACGACACAGGUAGCAAGUCGUCUGUUUCUUCGUGUGGUUACAGCUUUAGCCAUCCAAGAUGACAACAGCUGCAAGACCAACAUUCGAGCCAGCGAGAGGAGGUCGGGGUAAAGGAGAAGGGGAUCUGAGUGCCCUGUCCAAGCAGUAUUCAAGUCGAGAUCUACCAGGUCACACCAAGAUCAAGUACAGGCAACCAACCCAGGAUGCCCCUGAGGAGGUGCGUGCCCGUGACUUCCGCAGGGAGCUGGAGGAGAGGGAGCGUGUAGCUGCACGUGAAAAGACCAGGGAAAGGGGGCCAAGAGAGCACACCACAUCAUCUUCAUCAUCAUCAUCAUCUUCUAAGAGGCCCAGACUGGAUCAGAUCCCAGCAGCCAACCUUGAUGCAGAUGACCCACUAACUGAUGAUGAUGAGGACGAGGACUCUGAGGAGGACAGUGACGACGAUGACACUGCAGCUCUUCUGGCAGAGCUAGAGAAGAUCAAGAAGGAGCGUGCUGAAGAGCAAGAGCGCAAAGAGCGAGAGCAGAAGGCUGAAGAGGAGAGAAUCCGCAUGGAGAAUAUCUUGAGUGGAAAUCCACUGAUUAAUUUGGCAGGGCAGCAGCAACAGGCAAACCAGAAUCAGAAUACUUUCAGGGUCAAGAGAAGAUGGGACGAUGAUGUUGUAUUCAAGAAUUGUGCCAAAGGAGUGGAUGAAGCACGGAAAGAGAAACGCUUUGUCAAUGACACGCUGCGCUCGGAGUUCCACAAGAAAUUUAUGGAGAAAUAUGUAAAAUAAAGGACUUUAUCAUCAUUAUUUUAAUCAUUUUUAUUUCACUUCUUUGUUACCUUUGCCAGUAAUAGUUGAUGUUAUUCACGUGCAUUGUGAAUGAAAAUGCAUUGUUUGUACAAAUAAAACCCAGAAAUAAUG